Poeciliopsis prolifica (blackstripe livebearer) is the source of this 6521-nucleotide messenger RNA. RefSeq names its product gamma-aminobutyric acid type A receptor subunit alpha2a (gene gabra2a). Gene Ontology annotation, biological process: monoatomic ion transmembrane transport; nervous system process; gamma-aminobutyric acid signaling pathway. Gene Ontology annotation, molecular function: GABA-gated chloride ion channel activity; transmitter-gated monoatomic ion channel activity involved in regulation of postsynaptic membrane potential; GABA-A receptor activity. Gene Ontology annotation, cellular component: neuron projection; postsynapse; GABA-A receptor complex. Lineage: Eukaryota; Metazoa; Chordata; Actinopteri; Cyprinodontiformes; Poeciliidae. The record is from RefSeq and is a predicted model, not a curated record.
AUGGGCUUCGUCAGAGCAGAGGAUGUUCACCACCGUGCGCAGCCGCGCGCUCUCACGCACAGACUUUGUCCGCCUCAGCAGGGAGCCUCUCUCCCCGCGCAGUUUUCGUUUUCAGCUUCGGUUGGUCGGGGGAGAGUCUGGCAGGAUGGAAGCUCUCUGACCGCCUUCAGACCUAUCCGCACAUCUCCGCUACGCGCAUCACGGCUUCCCUUAGCAACGGCGGGCACACCUGUCGAGCUUCAGGCUCCAGUCAUGAGAAGAGAAAGAAGCUCGCGUCCUCUGUCUGUGCUGGUCUGCUUCAUCGCUCUGUGGCAAACACGGUCGAGAGCAGUCGGUAAUUCAACCCAGAACUCCAAAGAUAUUGCAACAUUCACCAAAAUCCUGGACAGUCUCCUGGAUGGGUAUGACAACAGACUCAGACCUGGCCUUGGAGACCGAGUGACAGAAGUAAAGACAAAUGUCUAUGUGACCAGUUUUGGACCAGUGUCUGACACAGAUAUGGAAUACACAGUGGAUGUCUUCUUCCGUCAAAGCUGGUUGGAUGAACGGCUGAAGUUCAAUGGACCAAUGAACACCCUUCCUCUCAACAAUCUGAUGGCCAGUAAGAUUUGGACCCCUGACACAUUCUUUCAUAAUGGCAAGAAAUCUGUGGCCCACAACAUGACCAUGCCCAACAAACUUCUGAGGAUCAUGGAAAAUGGAACGCUGCUCUACACCAUGAGGUUAACAGUUCAAGCUGAGUGUCCCAUGCAUCUGGAGGACUUCCCCAUGGACUCACAUUCAUGUCCUCUUAAGUUUGGCAGCUAUGCCUACACAAAGACAGAGGUAACUUACAUCUGGACAAGAAACGCCUCCCAGUCAGUAGAUGUAGCAAAUGAUGGGUCCAGGCUCAACCAGUAUGACUUGGUUGGACAGACUGUUGGAAAGGAGACCAUUAAAUCCAGCACUGGUGAAUACACAGUGAUGACGGCUCAUUUCCACCUAAAGCGGAAGAUUGGAUACUUUGUGAUCCAGACAUAUCUGCCCUGCAUCAUGACAGUCAUCCUAUCCCAGGUUUCCUUCUGGCUCAACCGGGAAUCAGUGCCUGCUAGAACUGUGUUUGGAGUGACCACAGUUCUCACAAUGACGACCCUGAGCAUUAGUGCCCGUAACUCUCUGCCAAAAGUGGCCUAUGCCACUGCCAUGGACUGGUUCAUUGCAGUCUGCUAUGCAUUUGUCUUUUCUGCUCUCAUUGAGUUUGCCACCGUUAACUACUUCACCAAGCGAGGCUGGGCUUGGGAUGGAAAAAGUAUUGUCAACGACAAGAAAAAGGAAGCGACUGUCAAGAAGGAGAAGAACACCUAUGCUGUAGCUGUGGCAAACUACAAACCCAACAUUACUAAAGACUCAACACUGCCCACCAUCUCCAAGUGCACUCUGAACGAGCCCAACAAGAUCACAGGAGGAACGAAGCCCGAGCAGAACAAGAAAACCUUCAACAGCGUCAGCAUAAUCGACCGCAUCUCCCGUAUUAUGUUCCCUGUGUUGUUUGGUACCUUUAACCUAGUCUAUUGGGCCACUUACCUGAAUAGAGAAAAAGUAAUCAAAGACCUGGAUCCAUCUAAAUGAGCAGGAAGGGUCCAGCACAGCAACACGUCACACAUUCAGGACAACAACGCUUAAUUACUGCUGCUUUGGUUACGUAAACCUAUCUUCUCUCAUUACUGGACACAGUAUUCAGUCAGUAUAGAUACACGUUUCUAAAUAAGCUUAGAGCACACAGAAUUUUCAUUAUUUUUUUCUUAAAGAUAUAUGAUGAUGAAAUUAUAUAAAAUACAGCAUAAACCAGGAUACCUGAAAUGCUGCAGAGUAUAUUGUUCUGCAGCUCCCCUCAGGUUCAAAGAGGCGUUUUCUCUUCACUUUUACCAAGUUUACAAAAGUUUACAGUCUUAGAAAAAUGACUGUCCACAACCUGCUUGGAACCAAUCAGCAGAAAGAUGAAGCAAUCAGAUUUUUAUGAUAUCAGGUGGGCUGUGCAGUUUAUGGGAAUGAGCAUUCCAAGAAAAAUUACUACAAUAAUAACAAAUAUCUGAUUUUUUUUUCAAAUACUGUAUAAAUACACUCAGACAUAUAUAUUAAUAUAAAGUUUAGCACAAAUAUUUACAUACACUGUAUGAAAGGAAGCUGCAUAGUGGCACACUGUAACACAGUGUUAGCCUCAGUUUUUUUAUGCAUGGAGUUUGCAUUGUCUCCCUGUGCAUGGAUGAGUUCUCCCUGGGUACUCCAGCUGCCCCCCACAUUCUAAAAACUGUUUGGUUACUCUAAAUAGCCCCUAUAAAUGUGUGUGUCUGUGAAUUAUUUGUCAUGUUUGUCUCUGUCUUGUCCCGUGAUGGACUGGUGACUUUUUCCACGGUAUACUGCCCCCAGGCUAUCUAUCCAGCUUAAUGACUGCUGGAGGUAGGCUCCCCCGGAUCCUGCAAGGAUAGGUGGGUACAAAUAAUAGAUAGAUGUGAUAAAUGACAUAUAAUAUUUUUUUUUCUCACUGUCUCACAUUAACACCAAAUGUUCUUGUUUUAGAUCAGUUUAGAUAUGUAGAACCAACAAAGCACCAAUUCUAUAAUACUGAUUCACAACAAAUGCCAUGUAAAAGCGCUUUACAAAAUUGACUAAUGCCAUUGAUUGACAGAAAUAUGAAGUAAAUUCAAUCCAUCACAUAAAUAGACAGAUUUAACGUUAAUUACAGUCACUGUUUGAUCCCAGAAAAACAAAGAUGUAAAGUUCAGUUUAUUAGGUCAAUUGGUAAAAUGUUUUCUAUCUAACGAAACCUACCCAAUUGCUUCAAGUUAUUAACUUUGCACAAAUCACUCAUACAUGUGGGGAAGGUGGAAAGGAAAACUCCCUCAUGUGUAUCCUACGAGCAUGUGGUCAAGGCAUGCUAAGCUUCUGACUUCUUAAUCCACAACAUUUGAAUUAAACAAAAACACAUGAGGAUGUAUGUCAAGGCGACAUCUCAAAUAUAUUGUGUCUUUGCUUGAAAUAAAUUACCCAAGAUUUAUUUUGGCAGAUUUUUUUUGCAAACAUAAAUCAGUCAAGAUAUUAGAGUACAUACUAAUACGCUCCUACUAAUACUAACAAGGUAUUAGUAAGAGAGUACUUACUAAUGUCUUGUAAGUAAAUUACAUCAUAGGUACAAUUUUGAGGUUCCUGAAGAUGUCAUGUUGUAAAAAACAGAUUGAAACAAUUAUGUAGCUAUAAAUACCAUGGAUGUCCAGCCAUUACGCUGUUCAGAAAGGCGUCAUGUUCUGUUUCCCAGGGGAAAACAUGUUGUGGUGCUAAAUGUUUGAAUCAAACGUAGAACAUAUUUUGUAAAGAUAGCUAAUGGUGAAGCUCAUCUUUUACUCCAUGGGCUGCGAGGCCACUCAGAGAGGAAGAAGUCAAAACUCAAAAAGCAAAAUAAAAAAACUCACAGUGUGCAAAUACACUCAGACCUAAAUACAAUAAGUUUUCACUUCUGCUGACACUUUCAGAUGAAGUGUGGUAGAAAUAGGUUUGGAGACUUCACUGUGUUACAGUUUGUACAGCUGUUUUAUGUAGCAAAGCAGUUAAAACCAGCUUACAAAUCAUCUGUUCGCUUACGGCUCGCUAAUACCUGCAACUCAUUUGAAACGCAAAUACAUUAUAGAUUCAAAUGCAGUGUGGACGAACUUUAUAUGUUGGUAAUGGGCCAAAAGAAUAAUGUUUUCUCUACAUAUGGAGGUUACCUCGAUAAGAGUGAAGGUCCAUAUAUUUUUGUUUCUUGUUAACAAGUGGUGAGCAGAUAGUAAAUCAGAGUGAUUUGUUAAUUGCGGCUUAAUAUGUAGUAGUUAUAGCAUUGUUCCAUUUCAUUCCCAACCUCCUAAGACCUUUACUCCCAAAAUGUAACAUUUUCCGGAAUGGAAAUAAACAUUUAACAGAGAACCCUGAAGUGGAACCUGAACUUGCUGGAGGGACCGAAUGUCAUUUCUGACCUGAGAACACUUAGGAUCCCCCAUGAAAAGCUCCAGGAAUAAGAUAAGGGAACUCUAAAUUACAAAAAGGGAUUCAUUUGUGAUAUCUAACAGAGAUUUGAAGCAAGUUCUUUCAAGUGAAAGUUAUUAUGGGGAAACAGAGUACUUGACAUCUUGUGCUUCAAGAAACAAUAGUCAAACGUAGCAUGACUGGCUCUGGAAACACAGCUCAGAGUCUACAAGCCAACACUUACUUUGCAGAUGUAGAAAUCACUGGUACUAAUGUGUUUUACAUGCCGAUUUAUUGUCUAAAUACUGCUCAGGCAAUUUGAGCAUGUGCCUUAAUCAACCAGCAAAUGAGUGCUUAAUGAAAUUCUCGGCUGUCUGGCAGUGGAUUUUAAAUUUUGAUGUUUUGUUGCUUCCAAUGUUUGGUAUAACGCAUAUCCAAAUCUUUUACUUUAAUUUAUUAAUUAAUGUUACGUCCUCGUCUCCAAUUACGUAAGACAAGAAAAGAACCUGGCUGUGGGUCUAAGAAAAUGCUCCAAAGCUGUUUGAGGAUUUCUCCGUGAAAUCACUUCUUCCAGUGAUGUAUAUUGCCAUUUUGGAUGUCAGCAUGCCAACAUAAAAAGGGUGAGACAAACUGUCAAGAAUGUUUCUUAGUGUAAGUACGACAGGACAACAUGUUGCUGUGAUGCCAAUAUUGAAUUAUUCAGAUGAUCCAUCUUCACUUUUCACUGCCAAAGAAGAAAGAUGAUAAAGAGGAGGAGAACUUAUGGAGUUGCCAGAGUUUAGUAAUCCCAAUAUCUCAUCACAAUGCCAGGUGUUUUUGCUUGGUAAAAUAAGCUAAACUACCCAGCCUGCAGGGCAGAUCAAAGCUGAGAAGAGUCCUAACAGUCCUGUGCUUGUAAUCCAGAAAUCUGAUUUAACCAUCUAACUCAGCAGCAAAUAAACAAUGUCUACAAAAUAGUCAUCUUUCCUAUCUGAAUUAGAUUGUUUUACAGCAGCACAGCUGGUGUCUGUUCCAAUACUUUAUUUCACUGCUGUGGUUAUCAGAUCAAUAUUUAUGGUGAAGGUAGAUAUCCAGUCUACUAGUUUAUUUUACAUAACAAGCAGUUCUAUAAAAAAAGUAUUUCCCCCUCUAUGGAUUUUUUGUUUUCGUUUUUUCUCACUUUCAUGUUUCCAAUCAUAAGACUGAUUUUCAUAUUUUCAACUAACAAUUUUAAAGACAGCAUUUAGGAACACAGCUAUCUAAGCUGAACCCCUGUGUUACAGCUGGUAUUUUCAAAUAAGAGUUUGUUAAAAUUCCUGCACAGUGAUGUAAAAGAAUAAUUGCAAUUGCUGUAAAUGUCACCAGUGACAGAACCACUAGGUAGAUUCAAACAGUCAUAGAGGGUAAAUACUUUUUGACAACACAGUAUAUCAUAUGACAUAAGCUGUGCUACUUAUAGAUGUGAUAACCAAUGAGAUAAGAUUGAAUAUUUGCUGUAAGAUGUUCUAAUCUCUCAGGAAAGAAAAAAAAAAUCUCUGUGGAAAAUAUGUUUUUCACAGUACUUCCCAAUGGCACAGCUGUGGAUCAUCUGUCUGCUCUUGUGGCUUUUGUAUUUUUAUGUAUCUGUUAAGAAAUGCAGGGAUGAUAUGGACCCAGUGUUUCUAGAUGUAACAAUCUAGUUUUUUUCUCCAAAAUCUGUGCUGUAGCUAACAGUCUGCAGCUGGCACGGGUGUCAAUAGAAGUUUAUCACCUCCUUACUUUCUAUGAAGAAAACAAUGAUGUCAUGCUACAAAUGCCAUAAUAACAAACCAAGCUUUGGAAUUUCUUCACCACACCAACAAUAUGUUAAUUUGGUAAUUUCUGCUCUUCUAGUUGUUUCAAUUGUUGCAAAUCAAUGUGUGCUGUCUUAGUAGUUUAGUUUUGUAUAAUGCAUACUUUUUUAUGAGGCAGCAGAAAGUGAAAGGUGCAUUAAAAAUCAAUGAGAUGUUGGCUCAUUGGGUCACAGUAAUGUAGCCCUGGAUUACCAAAAAAUAUUUUGGUAAAUCUUUUAAGACCUCAUUGCUUAGCCUGUAGCUUUUUCAAAGCACAUGCUAUCCAUCUUUCCUUCCCUAGUUUUAAGUUGCAUACUACAAAAGCUUGUUCUGACUGGAUGCACGUGUUUGUUUCAAUGAAAUUUGUACUCGCUGUCUUGAUGUUUGUCUCUGUGGUGUUAUUGUUUUUGUUUAUUAGCAUUGUUCUAUAAAAAAUGUAGCACUUAAGAAGGACUCACGCUCCUAUACAUUCCCUUCAACAAAAAAACACUAUUAGCACUAAAAUAUAUUGAAUACUAUAUAUGUGUAAAAUUGCAAUCCUUUUAAAUGACAUUUAUUGAAAGCAACUUUUGUGCAUUUAUUAUGUGUAGCUAUAUAAACACUGUGCUUUUGAGAUACUUUACAAUUUAUUGGUAUUUUAGAGGAGUGAAUUUAUUUUGUUUAUGCUUGAAACUUUCUCUGUAUGAUUAUCAAAAUAUGAGUCUUUUGUGCUGUUGUAUUUUCAAAGAAGACUAAAUAUUUCUGUAAUAAAGAUGA